GCUCUGGGGAGGUCAAGGCUGGAGCUGUACCCCACAUCCCCUCGGCUUCUUCCUCUGAUAAACUUCCAGGAGAGCGACCACACUUGCUCUUCUGGAACCUUGGAGUCGGGAGCUCCACUGGGAGGAAGGCUGCAAGAGCCACAGCGUGUGUGAGGGCUUUCAAACCUCUGUUCCUUGAGCAGUGACUGCUCCUUGGCUGAGGGGGAUGUUCCAGUACUCGUUUUUCUGCAUCUGCUUUGUCAUCCAGCUCCAGCCAGUGUCUUUGAUGGCCCUGGACCCCUGCUCUGCCUACAUCAGCCUCAACGAGCCCUGGAGGAACACGGAUCACCACAUCAACGGCUCCCAGGGGCAGCCGACGUGCGACAGCCAGAUCGACGGCGAGUGGUACCGCUUCACGGGCAUGGCGGGCGACGCCAUGCCCACCUUCUGCAUCCCCGAGAACCACUGCGGCACCCACGCUCCCGUCUGGAUGAACGGCAGCCACCCGCGGGAGCAGGACGGCGUCGUCCAGCGCCAGGCCUGCGCCAGCUUCAACGGGAACUGCUGCCUCUGGAACACCACCAUCGACGUCAAGGCCUGCCCGGGCGGCUACUACGUGUACCACCUCUCCAAGCCCAGCGUGUGCUUCCACGCCUACUGCGGCCAUUUUUAUGACAUCUGUGAUGUGGUGGAUUGCCAGGGCCCCUGCCUGGACACCAGUGACUGCACCUGUUCCCCGGGGACAACACUAGGACCUGAUGGACAGACAUGCCUUGAUGAAAAUGAGUGUGAGCAGAACAACGGAGGCUGCAGUGAGUUCUGUGUGAACCUGAAGAACUCCUACCGCUGCGAGUGCGGGGUCGGGCGCACGCUGGGCAGCGACGGCAGAACCUGUGAAGAAAUCGAAGGCUGUCACAACAACAACGGAGGCUGCAGCCAUACCUGUAUUGAAGUGGAAGACACCUACCAGUGUGAAUGUCCAAGGGGGCUUGUUCUAUCAGAAGACAACCACACUUGCCAAGUUCCAGUGCUGUGCAAGUCGAGUUCUAUCGAGGUGAACAUCCCAAAGGACCUGGUUGGAGGCCUGGACCUUUCCCUCAUCAACACUUCGUGCAAAGGCGUCUCCAACGGCACUCACGUCAACAUCCAUUUCUCCCUGAAGUCCUGUGGUACUGUUGUAGAUGUGAUAGAUGACAAGAUCAUUGCCACCAACCUGGUGACUGGCUUGCCGAAGCAGACCCCGGGCAGCAAUGGGGACAUCAUCGUGCGCACCAGCAAGCUGCUGAUCCCGGUGACCUGCGAGUUCCCGCGCCGCUACACCAUCUCCGAGGCCUACGUGCCCAACCUCAAGAACUCGCCCCUGGAAAUCAUGAGCCGCAACCAGGGCAUCUUCCCUUUCACCCUGGAGAUCUUCAAAGACAAAGACUUUGAUGAACCCUACAGGGGGGCUCCUCCCACCCUCAAGCUUCGGGACUCGCUGUACUUUGGGAUUGAGCCCUUGGUGCACGUCAGUGGACUAGAGACACUUGUAGAGAGCUGCUUCGCCACUCCCACCUCCAAAAUCGAUGAGAUCCUCAAGUACUACCUGAUUCAAGAUGGCUGCGUGUCCGAUGACUCCGUGAAGCAGUACACGUCAAAGGACCAUCUUGCCAAGCAUUUCCAGGUUCCUGUGUUCAAGUUCGUGGGCAAAGACAACAGGGAGGUGUUCCUGCACUGCCGCAUCCUGGUGUGCGGGGCCCUGGACGAGACGUCCCGCUGUGCUCAGGGCUGCCGGAGACGCGCGCGCAGGGCGGCCGAGGAGGAGGAGGAGAAGGGGUCUGUUCAUGUGGCAAACCACGUCCUGACAGGGGGCCCCAUCAGAAUCGACUUUGACGACUGACACCCACCCUCUGGAACAGCAUCUCCGCCUGAGAGCGGCCUUCCUUAUCAGUGCCUUCCUUAUCAGUGCCUUCUGCCAUGGCUGUUUGAGAAACAAGAGGUAUUUGGCAAAGCCCCACUUGCACCUCAGGACUCAUUUCCUGAACCCUGUGAUGAUUAUUUGUGAGUGUUUUGGACACCUGGACUGCAGAAUGGUUUGGUUUUACCUGCAUUUCUUCCCAGCAACCCUUUGGCUGGAGGGACCCUGUUGCUUUGCAGACCAGAAGCGUUUCCCAGCUUUGUCUUUCCCUACAUCCACCUACAGGCUCCAGGACUGUGUGUCCUUGGCUAAACAAAUGUUAUCCAAGGCCUUCUUGCAUCAGACAGUACAAACAGUAUCAUAGCUGAACGUGUUUGCUGUGCAGUUCUGUGGGCGAUGCUGAAGCUUCUGGGUGACUGUUAAUAAAAACAAGUAUAAAAUAUUCUAUCUCAUCAUUUGUAAAUUCCCUGGAGCUGUACAAUUGCCGUUACAGGCAGCUAAAGCUCAGCUCUAUCACAGGCACAUUUAAAUGUUAUUUUAAAAAGUGAAAGGUAUUUAAUAAGGUUUGAUUUUUUAGUGUCUUUUGGUAAUUGCAUGCAGUUUAAUAGUGUUUCUGCCUAUAUUUAGCGUAUCAUUAUUUUUCUCCCUCUUCUCCCACCACCAAAAAUGCCUUUGCUAAGUGCUCUGGCACCUUGAUUGUAAGAGAAGCACCAUUAAACAUCUUUAAACACCCCC
Molecule: messenger RNA, 2611 nt
Organism: Manacus vitellinus (golden-collared manakin)
Lineage: Eukaryota; Metazoa; Chordata; Aves; Passeriformes; Pipridae
Gene: OIT3
Product: oncoprotein induced transcript 3
Exons: 9
Coding region: 206-1858 (550 amino acids)
Molecular function (GO): calcium ion binding
Source: RefSeq, a predicted model, not a curated record